AUGCCUGCAAAAAAGAUGCCCUUGGCAGGUGUGCACGUAGGCAAUCCCGCAGACUGGAACCUUAGCAAGAUAGUCGGUUUAAUCAUACCGGAGACACAUACUGCCAUCCCGCAUCCUCAGGAAUUUUCACAACACGAGUCACUUUAUCUCGAAAAUGCAGAACUCAAGCAGGAGAUGGAAGUACUACGGCAAGAAAGCCAGACUUUGAGGAAUAACUGGUAUGACAUGGAGAGCAAGCGUGAUAUUGAAGUCGCAGUGCUCACCACACGACUUGAGCAGAUAGAGACAUUGUAUCAACAACUUCUUAAGCGCAUGGAUGUGUUAGCUACUACAACUGGGAGUCUCUCACAAGACCCCUUCCUCGGGCUUUAUCGCAUGGCCUGUGAUGCUGAUAAGAAACUACCUACAUAUCAACGAGAGGAUUACCAUGGCGCGUAUUAUUGGACAAAGGAGAGACGGCGGCGGGGGUACCAAAAUGGCCGUGGUGUUCUUACUGUCAAGAAGUCGUCAAAGUCGGUGGAUAUCCGGCCCAAAGAAGAUAGCCGAGUCAAGGUGAAGCGAGAAAAAGUGGACACCAUGAAUGUCAAGAUCGAACAAGUAACUCAAGACCCCACAUCUGCUGCAGUGCCUUCCACAUUUAAACGGCCCCAGUCAAUUGCUAUAUCGCCUCUAGUGCGCAUCUCGAAGAAGAAGAAAGAAGUUCAUUGCACCCCCUCUCCCCCAGUGUUCUCUUCUGUGCCCUCUGCUGCUCAUCACCAUACAUGUCUGAUUGCCAAAACAACUCAAAUUGAUGAUAUGCCUGAAAAACCUGCCUUUGAGCAUAUCUCCAACGAACCCUUCGGAGCAGCUCGUGAUGACCCUGUUGCUUUUGGGCCCACUGCUCUCGAGAAGCCAAUUGACCUUACUACUUCAGAUGCUAAUGCUCAGUUGUCUGAACCUGCCAUAAUUACGAAUCCACUCGAGGGUCUGUUUCCAGACCGAUCAGACAGCCAUUCCGCAGAUAUCAUCUCCAUACCUGGGCCUUCCAGCAUUACUAUGGCGCAUAUAGCAAGCACCUCUGUUGGCGACAUGGGUCCGAGUCCUGGCAACGCACAUUCACAGCCACAAGCUCCGUCUUUUAUGCAAUACUUAUCAAAAGUGAUGCAUGCCAAUGCUACACUGGUUCCCGCAAACGUCGCCGUACCCACACAGAACACUGGCGUGAAGUUCGAGAAUGACGAUGCAGCUGCAGAGGCCAAAUGCACCAAGAAGAAGGAAGUAGUACCAGUAAAGCAAUCUACUCGUGCCACGGCAAAGAUUUUUCACAAAAGUCUCUGUCGAAUAGAUUGUUGCCAGUACCACACUGAAGGCUCGAACGGACAGUUCGAGACAUAUUGGAAGAAGCUCGAUGCUUCCGUCAAACAGAUUCUUAUUGUUCUUUCUAUUUAA
Suillus fuscotomentosus is the source of this 1428-nucleotide messenger RNA. RefSeq lists its product as uncharacterized. Bases 1 to 1428 code for a protein of 475 amino acids. NCBI's taxonomy places the organism in Eukaryota, Fungi, Basidiomycota, Agaricomycetes, Boletales, Suillaceae. The record is from RefSeq and is a predicted model, not a curated record. The transcript has 7 exons.